Molecule: messenger RNA, 438 nt
Organism: Amphimedon queenslandica
Lineage: Eukaryota; Metazoa; Porifera; Demospongiae; Haplosclerida; Niphatidae
Product: adenosine deaminase-like protein
Exons: 4
Coding region: 1-438 (145 amino acids)
Biological process (GO): inosine biosynthetic process; adenosine catabolic process
Molecular function (GO): adenosine deaminase activity
Source: RefSeq, a predicted model, not a curated record
AUGCCUUUGUACUUGUAUGGACGUUAUCCAAGUUCUAAUUUUGUCUUAUCUCUUUUUUUUAGUGCUUUUGAAAUAUUUAAAGUUAUUCAUUCAGUUGUGGAUUGUGAAGAAGCCAUUGUUAUGGCUGCCUGUGAUGUAGUUAAAGAGUUCUCAGCUGAUAAUGUUCAAUACUUAGAAUUAAGAACAACUCCUCGGGCUAACACCGAUUCAGGAAUGACGAAAAGGUCUUAUGUUGAUGCUGUUGUAAGAGGUAUACAGUUGGCCCUUCCAAGUUGUACAAAUGACAUUCAAGUAAGAUUAUUAUUGUCUAUUGAUCGUCGUCAGAAUAUUACUGAAGCAUACGAUACCAUUAAAUUAGCAAUGGAGCAUCGUAAUACUGGUGGUGCUGGUCAAGCAAGUGUUGUUGGAAUUGAUUUAAGUGGGGACCCAAUGGUAUGA